Molecule: messenger RNA, 777 nt
Organism: Sclerotinia borealis F-4128
Lineage: Eukaryota; Fungi; Ascomycota; Leotiomycetes; Helotiales; Sclerotiniaceae
Source: the annotation of a GenBank genome assembly
AUGCCAGAAUAUUAUCAAAGAGAAAAUCCAAUGGCCACCACCUUUCCUCACGGAGAGGCCUUCGCGCUUGCAGCAUGGGGAACACAAAGAAACCAGCACGAGAAAAUUGCGAUGCAAGACGCCUUUCAUCUUGCACGUCGCCAUAGCAGCGGUGCACUCAUUAGAUUACCUUCGGCACAAUCAAUUGCAGACAGAGAGGUAUGGAGAGACGAAGAUGGUAGCCUGCAGACACCUCGAGUGGAGAGGAUUCAAAUGGUAUUAGACGGCAACUCCGCGGGAUGUCGAGACUCCGAGCAAGCCAAGACCUUCGCUAAACUUCAACAAUUAGCCGAAGCUUCUUUUUCUCAGAAGUACUUCGCUAAAAGAUCGAGCCAUGCGAGCGCCAACUAUGUCACUGAGAUUGGUUCCUCGCUUCCGAACAGGCCGUUAAUUGUUGUUCCCAAGAAGUCGCUCACGAUAGCUGCUAUUCACGGGACGUUCGGUGAGAGGCCUUUCAAAUGUCCCCUAUGUGCUCAUAGAUCCCCAACACCAAAGGCCUUGACAGCCCAUUAUAAGGGAAUUCACAAGCAUGACAGUGUCGGAGAAGUCGAACCAACCAGGGAUCCGAAUCACAUCCGUCAGCUACAAAGCGCAGGGUUCUUGAGUACGCCUGAAGCUGCUAGUCGACGUGAGAAGCGUCGAAGAGUGUCAAGCGAAGAGGGUGAUGCACCGCCAGCACAAAAGAUAAAGGCCGAGGAUUCAGACGGGGCCAUCAUAAUCUCUGAUGAUGAAGAUUGA